AUGACCGCGGACUACAAGUACGUGCUACUAUGGCGAGCCAACCCUUUGCCAUUGGAAGGAGCCUAACGACGUAAUAUGACUAGUGAAUAUUCAAGUCAGCAGUCUUCGCGCAGUAUGGUUGGUAUUUUGGCAGUUUUCGGUGUUUGUGUUAAUGUGUGUUAUUAAUGGAGCGUCGUGAGAAAGCCGUCAUGGGAAAGAGAACGCGCUGCGAGAGCACAGCAUCAGUACCCCAGUUCACCAACUCGCCCACCAUGAUUGUGAUGGUUGGUCUGCCUGCCCGAGGAAAGACCUACAUCUCAAAGAAACUCACACGUUACCUCAACUGGAUUGGAGUUCCCACCAGGGUGUUUAACGUUGGACAGUACCGCAGAGAUGCUGUACGCACCUAUAAGAGUUUUGAAUUCUUCCGCCCAGACAACGAAGAGGCCAUGAAAAUUCGCAAAGCUUGUGCUCUGGCGGCGUUGAAGGACGUCUUUUGUUACUUCACUCAGGAUCAUGGACAAGUGGCAGUGUUCGAUGCGACCAACACAACAAGAGAACGUAGAGAGGUGAUCCUCACCUUUGCUAAAGAGAACGGCUAUAAAGUGUUUUUUGUUGAGUCUCUUUGUGAUGACCCAGAAAUCAUUGCAGAAAACAUCAAGCAAGUGAAGCUGAGCAGUCCUGAUUAUGUUAACUGUGAUAAAGAAGAGGCUGUGACUGACUUCCUUAAGAGAAUAGACUGCUACAAACUCACAUACGUUCCUUUAGACGAUGACAAAGACAGGAACCUGUCAUACAUUAAGAUCUUUAACGUGGGCAGCAGGUACCUGAUUAAUCAGGUCCAAGAUCAUAUUCAGAGCAGGAUCGUCUACUAUCUGAUGAACAUCCAUGUCACACCUCGCACUAUCUACCUCUGUCGUCAUGGAGAGAGUGAACUCAACCUUUUGGGGCGUAUCGGCGGUGAUUCCGGCCUCUCGCCACGAGGAAUGAAGUUUGCUGCAGCUCUAGGCACAUACAUCAGGGGUCAGUGCAUCCUGGAUCUGAAGAUCUGGACCAGUCACAUGAGGAGAACGAUCCAGACCGCAGAGGCAAUCGGAGUGCCUUAUGAACAGUGGAAAGCACUGAACGAGAUUGAUGCUGGUGUGUGUGAGGAGAUGACUUACGAAGAGAUUCAAGAUCACUUUACUGAGGAGUUUGCUCUCAGAGACCAAGACAAAUACCGGUACCGCUAUCCAAAGGGUGAAUCCUAUGAGGAUCUGGUUCAGCGUUUAGAGCCUGUAAUCAUGGAGCUUGAGCGGCAGGAGAACGUUCUGGUCAUAUGUCAUCAGGCUGUCAUGCGCUGUCUGCUGGCGUACUUCCUAGACAAAACCUCAGAUGAGCUGCCUUAUCUGAAGUGUCCUCUGCAUACGGUGAUGAAACUCACUCCUGUUGCCUAUGGCUGUGAAGUUGAGUCCAUUUUCCUGAAUGUUGAAGCAGUAAACACACACAGAGACAGACCUGUGAAUGUGGAUGUGGACAGAGAUCCAGAGGAUGCUUUACUGACCGUACCAGAACACAACUAGACAAGACCACACCAGUUCAGUUCUCUAAAUGAUUACAUAUAUUUUCCUUAUUUGUAUGGCCUUCUGACCUUGGGUAUAAUUUUGUAAUAUUUGCAAUAAUUUUGGGGUGAGUGGUGUUAUUCACUGUUAACGGUGUCUCUCAGAUCUUGUAUAAAAUUACAUGUUAAGUGAACGAGAAAUGCCAACUACUUUAGAUUCAGUUAUUUAGAUUUAUACAUUGAUGUCAUGAAAAUGUAUAAGUUAUGGAAGGUGUAUGUGUAAAGCGAAAGAUUAGAAGGUCUAAUUGUGCAUUUGUUGUGAUGUUCCUGCUUUAUGAGUCAAAUGACUGUCAGUCCAGAGACAUCACAGCUGACCAGAUCAUUUAAUCUCUCAAACUGCAUCUCACAGGCUUCAUUAAAGGUGAAGACAGUCAUUUUUUGUUGUGUUGUCCUAUAUGACAGUCUACAUUAGGGUCCUCAAAUAGCAGACCGUCUUCUGGUUCUUGGUUCCAACUGGACUGAAACCUAAAGACAACAGUAGCACCAUUUAACCAUUUCUACUGUUUAAUGUGAGCAGUGCAUCAAAACAAUGGAGCAGUACACUCCUCAAAGCACUCAGGGUAAUUUAUGGUAAUAAUCUUUUGACGCUAUAUACUCUAAAAAUUAGCUUGCUUCAUUCAAGCCCUUCCUACUCCUGGCGCAUUGUUUCUCUCCCUCACUAAAGAUGUUAACGCUUCACAUUAAGAGCUGCAGAUAACAGUAUCAACAGCUGACCACUGCUUGGAAGGAAAUAUAGAGAUCAGGGGCCUCAUUUAUAAAGCGUG
Messenger RNA from Sinocyclocheilus anshuiensis, 2343 nucleotides. Its product is annotated as 6-phosphofructo-2-kinase/fructose-2,6-bisphosphatase-like. Gene Ontology annotation, cellular component: 6-phosphofructo-2-kinase/fructose-2,6-biphosphatase complex; cytosol. Gene Ontology annotation, molecular function: ATP binding; fructose-2,6-bisphosphate 2-phosphatase activity; 6-phosphofructo-2-kinase activity. Gene Ontology annotation, biological process: fructose 2,6-bisphosphate metabolic process; fructose metabolic process. The transcript has 14 exons. The coding region runs from base 165 to 1541 and encodes 458 amino acids. Lineage: Eukaryota; Metazoa; Chordata; Actinopteri; Cypriniformes; Cyprinidae. The record is from RefSeq and is a predicted model, not a curated record.